Messenger RNA from Miniopterus natalensis, 2545 nucleotides. RefSeq names its product RAB, member of RAS oncogene family like 3 (gene RABL3). The record is from RefSeq and is a predicted model, not a curated record. Lineage: Eukaryota; Metazoa; Chordata; Mammalia; Chiroptera; Miniopteridae.
GCGGUGGCAAGAUGGCGUCCCUGGAUCGGGUGAAGGUACUGGUGUUGGGAGACUCAGGUGUUGGGAAAUCUUCACUAGUUCAUCUUCUGUGCCAAAAUCAAGUGCUGGGAAAUCCAUCAUGGACUGUGGGCUGCUCAGUAGAUGUCAGAGUACAUGACUACAAAGAAGGAACCCCAGAAGAGAAGACCUACUAUAUAGAAUUAUGGGAUGUUGGAGGCUCUGUGGGCAGUGCCAGCAGCGUGAAAAGCACAAGAGCAGUAUUUUACAACUCUAUAAAUGGUAUUAUUUUAGUACAUGACUUAACAAAUAAGAAGUCAUCCCAAAACUUGUAUCGUUGGUCAUUAGAAGCUCUCAACAAGGAUUUGGUGCCAACUGGAGUCUUGGUAACAAAUGGGGAUUAUGACCGGGAACACUUUGCUGAUAACCAAAUCCCGCUGUUGGUAAUAGGAACUAAACUGGACCAGAUUCACGAAACCAAGCGCCAUGAAGUUUUAACUAGGACUGCUUUCCUGGCUGAGGAUUUCAAUGCAGAAGAGAUUAAUUUGGAUUGCACAAAUCCACGGUACUUAGCAGCUGGUUCUUCCAACGCUGUCAAGCUCAGUAGGUUUUUUGAUAAGGUCAUAGAGAAGAGAUACUUUUUAAGAGAUGGUAAUCAGAUCCCAGGCUUUCCUGAUCGAAAGAGGUUUGGGGGAGGAACAUUAAAGGGCCUUCAUUAUGACUGAGUUGCACACAUCCUUUGGAAGAGUGAGCAAGAGGUGGCAAUUUUUCACAGCAUUCUUGCUGUGUCAGUUAUUAAUGUCUUAGCCUUUUCAUGAAGUCAUCUUAAAAUGCCACCCUUCACCCUCACCUGUUAAUGGAAAACUAAAAGGAAGUGACUAUGGGAGUUCUAAACUUUGUCCCCAUUCCCUCUGUUCCUCACCUUUCUGUCCCUGUUUAUAGAUUAUGUAAAAGCCUUGUGGAAAUAUGAGAUGUUGUCAAAAUGAUGCAGCCAAUGAGAAGUGACAGAGUGCUGCAGAGAAAAUUUACUCCUGCCUAGACCUGGAGGGUUUUUAUAGGUCUGUAAUUUUUCCACAAGCCUUGCUGAAGGCUUAAUUAAGUACUUAAAAAAAUGUAUCUCUAUUGUUUUACUUUCUGGAGGGGAAAGGUUAUGUUAACAAGCCCUGAGUUGUCCACCCCAAACAAUUUCUGUCAUUUUCAAAGAAGCAAGAUGGUGUUAUUUAAUUGUGUCCACCCUCAUCACACACAAGAAUGCCUAAUAAUAGCAGCCCUUGUUCCCUCUCCUCUCCUUUGCAAAUGGUUCAGUGGCUGGAAGAGGAGCACUAAUGGCUGGAGUUAAAUAUAAAUAGAUUAAUAAUACAUAGAGAGCAGCAGUACCAGAAAAGAAGAAUUCUGCGAGACAUUGACAGCCCACUAAAUCCUUCACUCUUUAGGUUAAAGUCGUCGCACUCUUACUGUUUUGUUUGGAAAUGGGUAGGGUGAAUCUAAGACCCGCACAAAGGCAGUAAGAAAGAUUUAUAGCCUUUUCAGAUUGUUGUUUUUUAAGGAAAAGUUAACUCCUGAAAUGUCUCAACUGUAGUCUGUGAACUAAGAAUAUUAUUCUUUGUGUUAACAAUGUAUUUAUGGAGAGAAGUGAAAAUAAGUUCCACAGCAACACAUUUACAUGAAUUAUGGACUAAAAUUCUUGGAUUUCACAGGCCAAAAUCUGGGGGGUGGGGGGUGUAUAUGCAUAAUUGUUCCUUUCUUUUUUUACCCAUCUUUUUUGCUUGUUUAAUUCUCUCUGUCCCAGUUGUUCUUAAAUAUAUAAACCUGGUUUCCAAAAACUAAUUUGCUGCCUUUUCGACAUCUUUUCACUCGCAUUCUCUCUCUGGCUCUACUGCAGGUCUCUGCACUCCUGAUUUUGCACCAUAUUAAAAUAUAAUCAUAAUUAUAAAUACAUAGUUUCAGCUUCUCAUUUUAAAACUAGGAAAAAAAACAAUAAAUUCACUUUCUACUCCAUUUUAAUUAAAUUUUAGAAGUACUCUGGGAAUCAAGGUAUGCUGAAAGAGGGUGUUAAAUAAGGACAUUAGAGAGUUCUUUUAGAAAGGCAGUCUUCGGAAUUUGGGAAAGGAUGGUAAAGCACUUUUCAUCAGCUAGAAUAUUCUCCAGUUUUUCUUUGCAUCCUCCCCCACAAGACUUAGUCCUGAUUUCUUUUUUGACAUAAAGGAAAGCUAUGCAAAUCAGGAUCUGUGUGUGAAUUGGCACAAGUGUGUUGUGACAGAGGCUGUGCAGUUAGGGAGUAGAAACCAAAUGAAUACAUAAAGACCUCAGCCCUUGUAUUCCUCUUUUAACAAAUGAAUCAAUAACUCUUUCCUUACCCUCCUUUCUUUCCCUUAAUUAAAAAAAUCUAUCCCAAUUUCUUCAUGUUCUUCCUUAUUAAAAAAUUGAAGUAACCCAUCACUGAUACCUUGAAAAAUUGGUAUUACUCCUCAACUCCAUUUCUUCUUGCUGUCAGGCUUAACUCUCUGAAUUACAGUUUUCUACAAAAAAUAAAAUAGAAUUGUUAAUA